Messenger RNA from Cladocopium goreaui, 1152 nucleotides. Lineage: Eukaryota; Dinophyceae; Suessiales; Symbiodiniaceae. The record is from the annotation of a GenBank genome assembly.
AUGGCCAAGCAGCCAGCUAGCAGCCAUGAGAAGUACGAGGGUGAUGGGCAGCAGGGUCAGGUGGACAAGGGUCAGAAGAAGGAGACUACCCUUUCCCUAGAAGCUAAGAUGGCCAAACUUAGACGAGUUUGUGAGAAGAAACCUAGUGGGAAAGUAAAAGUUCCAGAGGAGGUCCACCUCAAAUGGAAACAGAACAAUGGAGAUGACAGAGCCGAGCUCCUGAAAGCCCUUGAAGAUUCCAACUGGGAUAAGGAUACCUUUGUGGCAAAAGUCACACGAACAGUGGCCAAGACGAACAAGCUCACGAAGAAUAAGCGUCGCCAAUGGCACUCCGAGGAGAGCAUGUUCCGUGUGCUCAAUUGGUCAAAGCCCUACAUCAAGUCCGUUGUGGCAUAUUGUCGCAAGGCUGGAAAUGAGAAGCUGAUCAAGAAGGACCGGUACAACAAGAAAAUUGACAAAUUCCACGUAGUGGUUGAAGAGCAAGAUGAUGAGGUUUCAGAUCUCGAAGAGACGGAGAAACAUGAGGCUACCAAGGAUUCCAAUGCGCAGGUCGCAUUCAAGCUCAAAGCCAGCGGCAGCAUGGAACCUCCACAGCCCGGGGAUAGCUCGGGAACUGACGCUUCGGAUGAUGAGGAGGAGGCAAAGCAAACCAAUGGCCCAAAACAGGAGUUUGAUCGUUUCAAGACCUUUGCCAAUUCGCUGUUGGGAAGAUCCUCAAAGAUUUCGGAUUUGAUCUCAGAACUUGAAGGGGCAGCCGAAAUUGCCAAGAAGGGGUCAGAGACUUCUGAUGGACAAAGGGUCGCCAAGCUGGUUACGAAGUUGGAAGAAGCAGCUCAGACUCUGGAUGCAGAGCAUGUCAAAUGCGAAUGCGUGAAGGCGGCGGUAAGUAAGUUAAUUGCCAAGAUUGAUGAGCAGGUUUCGGCAACGACCAUUGCGUGCAGCAAGAUUACAGCGACGGAAUCAGCUGCAAAGAAACUCGAAUGCAAUUCCAGUUUUUCCAAUUUCCCAGUCCACCUGCACGAAACAUAUAAAACAUAUAUGAUCAUAUCUCAAUCAGGAACAUGGGGUGUAUUUGUAUUUGGGAGUUGGCCUUCAUUGGCUAUCUUCAUGCAAACUAGUAAGGACCAUGGUUCGCAACCUGAAGAAGGUUAA